Monopterus albus (swamp eel) is the source of this 1520-nucleotide messenger RNA. It is a transcript of the gene mrpl12, whose product is annotated as mitochondrial ribosomal protein L12. The record is from RefSeq and is a predicted model, not a curated record. Gene Ontology annotation, cellular component: ribosome; mitochondrial large ribosomal subunit. Gene Ontology annotation, molecular function: structural constituent of ribosome; mRNA binding. Bases 162 to 764 code for a protein of 200 amino acids. The transcript has 5 exons. Gene Ontology annotation, biological process: translation. Lineage: Eukaryota; Metazoa; Chordata; Actinopteri; Synbranchiformes; Synbranchidae.
AUAGUACUUCUAGCGGUUCACGGAGUGCAUUGUGGGUAGGUCAGGAACAGAGAGGACGCCAUGUGCUUUUGAAGUAGAGGGGUUUGAGAGACACCUGAGCGCGACAAGCUUAUUUUGGUUUUAGAGGAACACCGGGACUAAAGGCUCCAGUUAACGUUAGCAUGUACUGCUCCAGACGCUGCCUCCGGACCGCGCUGCGGGUUGCAGCGAUCACACAUCGUCGGUUAUUUUUGUUUUCCAGGCAACAGCUUCAGCGUCAGGCUCCGGCCUUGUGUGCUCUCAGACCUCUGAAGACCAGUCCAGCCAUCCACUCAGAUGCCAUUGCCACCCCGCCGUUAGAUGAUGCCCCCAAACAGUAUUCCCCGAAAAUCCAACAGCUCGUCAAUGACAUCGCCAGUCUCACUUUGUUAGAGGUGUCAGACCUCAAUGAGCUCCUCAAGAAAACCCUGAACAUUCAGGAUGUGGGAAUGAUGCCGAUGGCUGCGUCAGCUGCACCCGUGGCUCAGGACACAGAAGAGGAGGAGGCGGCACCAGUCAGGAAAGAGAAAACUCACUUUACUGUAAAAUUAACAGAAUUGAAGGCUGCUGAAAAAGUAAAACUUAUAAAGGAAGUGAAGAACUGCAUCCUAGGCUUGAAUCUGGUGCAGGCUAAGAAACUAGUGGAGUCUCUUCCUCAAGAAAUCCGGGCCAAUGUAUCCAAAGAGGAGGCAGAGAAACUGAAAGCAGCCCUGGAGGCAGCAGGUGGCACUGUGGUGUUGGAGUAGAUCUGUGUGCCCACUGGUUCUCUACCAUUUUGCUGGUCAUGCACUUCUUUCAUUCUACUGUUUUUUUUUAACACAACAAAGAAGAGAGGAUCUGGGAGCAAAGAAAACAAAGCAAUGCCUUCUGACAUUAAUACCGGAGCGUCAGCUGGGCCAGUACAUCUCAGACUGAACUGCCCAGACACACAGCCUGCACAAGUGGCUGCCCCAUUGUUUGCUUGUUUAUUUGUCUGCUCAUGUGUGAUACUUGUUUCAUAUGAAAGUAUCACAUAAAAAUACUGGCCUGGGUGUCAAGUCAGUCCGUCUUUUCACAGAAGGAAGGACUAUACUGUAGGGACACACAUUGGCCACUUUAAUAUCCACACCUGUACAAUUGUAUGCAAUUCAGUGCAACACUUCUGCCUUAGCAUCUGUGUUUAUGAAGCUGAGGAGGAUACAAAUAUAGAUGCCUAUGAAUAUAAUGUAGUCCAGUACAACACCACCUUUAACUAUGACCUCACUAAUAAACGUAUAUUUGAACUUAUUCAUUUAUGACAGUUUCACCAUUUUGAGCUUCGUAAACACAGCUGUUAAGGCAGGAGGUGUUGCACUGAAGUGUACACGGAUGUACAGGUGUACCUAAUAAAGUGGCUGCUCAGUGUAGGUACCAUUUCCUUACUGUGUUCAAGAGCACCAGAUACUGUCUCUAGUUCAGGGGGUUGUAGGGCUCAGUCCUUAAAUUGCUCAUAAUAAUGCAAUUAAAGUUGAAAUGUAUUUAAA